Messenger RNA from Piliocolobus tephrosceles (Ugandan red Colobus), 1086 nucleotides. Its product is annotated as leukocyte immunoglobulin-like receptor subfamily A member 3. The record is from RefSeq and is a predicted model, not a curated record. The annotation marks the transcript as partial. NCBI's taxonomy places the organism in Eukaryota, Metazoa, Chordata, Mammalia, Primates, Cercopithecidae. Gene Ontology annotation, biological process: immune response-regulating signaling pathway; cytokine-mediated signaling pathway. Gene Ontology annotation, molecular function: inhibitory MHC class I receptor activity. The transcript has 4 exons. Gene Ontology annotation, cellular component: plasma membrane.
UAUCGCUGUAUCUAUGGUAACCCCACGGCAGGCUGGUCAGAGCACAGCGACCCCCUGGAGCUGGUGGUGACAGGAGCCUACAGCAAACCCGCCCUCUCAGCCCUGCCCAGCCCUGUGGUGACCUCAGGAGGAAGUGUGAUCCUCCAGUGUGUCUCACAGGUGGCAUCUGACGGCUUCAUUCUGUGUGAGGAAGGAGAAGACGAACACCCACAAUGCCUGAACUCCCAGCCCCGUACCCAUGGGUCAUCCCAGGCCGUCUUCUCCGUGGGCCCCGUGAGCCCGAGUCGCAGGUGGUCGUACCGGUGCUAUGGUUAUGUCUCGAGCACUCCCUAUGUGUGGUCUUUACCCAGUGAUCUCCUGGAGCUCCUGGUCCCAGGUGUUUCUAAGAAGCCGUCACUGUCAGUGCAGCCGGGUCCUGUCGUGGCCCCUGGGGAGAACCUGACCCUCCAGUGUGGCUCUGAUGCUGGCUACGACAGAUUUGCUCUGUACAAGGAGUGGGGACGUGACUUCCUCCAGCACCCUGGCCGGCAGCCCCAGGCUGGGCUCUCCCAGGCCAGCUUCACCCUGGGCCCUGUAAGCCGCUCUUACGGGGGCCAGUACAGAUGCUCUGGUGCACACAACCUCUCCUCCGAGUGGUCGGCCCCCAGUGACCCCCUGGACAUCCUGAUUGCAGGACAGAUCCGUGCCAGACCCUUCCUCUCAGUGCAGCCGGGCCCCACGGUGGCCUCAGGAGAGAACGUGACCCUGCUGUGUCAGUCACAGGGAUGGAUGGACACUUUCCUUCUGACCAAGGAGGGAGCAGCUGAUCCCCCCCUGCGUCUAAAAUCAAAGCGCCAAUCUCAUAAGUACCAGGCUGAAUUCCCCAUGGGUCCUGUGACCUCAGCCCACGCGGGGACCUACAGGUGCUACGGCUCACUCAGCUCCAACCCCUACCUGCUGACUCACCCCAGUGACUCCCUGGAGCUCGUGGUCUCAGGUGAGGGCCCUGACCCUGUCCUCUCUGAACUCAAAGGCUCAGCUCCAGCCCUGCCCCCAGUGGAGCUCUGGAACAAUAAUGAAGGAGGGGAGUGAAGGGGGGACGGCCCU